Messenger RNA from Marmota flaviventris (yellow-bellied marmot), 948 nucleotides. Lineage: Eukaryota; Metazoa; Chordata; Mammalia; Rodentia; Sciuridae. The record is from RefSeq and is a predicted model, not a curated record.
AUGGUUGUACCCACCCCCCACUUCCUUCUCUGGGCCUUCAGGGAGAUGGUGGCCUUGGCCUGCAAGAUGCACCUACAGGUUCCUUUGAGUUUCUCCUCUUUCUCUGUCACCAUGGCUCCCACUUCAUUUAUCCAGUCCAAUGAAAUCUCCAGCAGCCAAGAAGAGGAAGUUUCAUUCCCCUAUCAGGAGCAGGAACACCAUAGGUCCUUGUUGGAAAACCCACUGGAUCAGCAGAUGGCUGAUCUGGUGCAGUUCCUGCUUCUCAAGUAUCGAAUGAAGGAGCUGACCACCAAGACCGAAAUGCUGAGUAGUGUCAUCAAAAAUAACCAGGAUGACUUCCCUGUGAUCUUCAGUGUAGCCUCUGAGUACAUGCAUCUGGUCUUUGGUAUUCAUGUAAAGGAGGUAGACCCCUCUAGCCACUCAUAUGCCAUUGUUAAUGCUUUGGGUCUCACCUGUGCUGGGUUGGUGGGCGAUGAUCAGAGCAUGCCCAAAACGGGCCUUCUGAUAAUGGUUCUGUGCAUCAUCUUCAUGGAGGGUGACCAUGCCACUGAGGAGGUUGUCUGGAAUGCACUGAGUAUGAUGGGUGUGCAUGCUGGGAGGGAACACUUCAUCUAUGGGGAGCCUAGAAAGCUCAUCACUGAAGAUUUGGUGCAGGAACAGUACUUGGAGUAUCGCCAGGUACCUGGUAGUGAUCCUGCUUUCUAUGAGUUCCUUUGGGGUCCAAGGGCACGUGCUGAAACCAGCAAGAUGAAAGUCCUGGAGUACUGGGCCCAGGUCCAUGGGAGUGACCCUAGGUCCUACCCUUUCCUGUAUGAAAAGGCUUUGAAAGAUGAGGCAGAGUGUGCUGAAGUAUCAAAUGUAGCCAGGGCCACUAGAGUGCCCAGGGGACAGCCCAGGACCAGGAAACAUGGCAGGGCCGCAUCCCGAAGCUUCCACACCCCCAUGUGA